CGAGGAGCCCCGGAGCCUCCCCCGGAACCUUCCCUGGAACCGCACGCGGGAUGGAGCGGUCGCGGGCGCCCUACGAGCCGCUGCCGGAGGCGCUGGACAUGCAGGGGCUGCCUCAGAGCGCCGUGAUACCGGUGGAGGGCCCCCGGGAGCCCCCGCCCCGAGACCACCUCGUCUGGUCCAUCUGCACCACGCUGUACGCCAACGUCUGCUGCCUCGGCUUCAUGGCGCUCGUCUACUCCGUGAAGUCCAGGGACCGCAAAGUGCUCGGUGACUACAGCGGAGCGCUGAGCUAUGGAUCCACCGCCAAGCAGCUCAACAUCACUGCCCUGGUGCUCAGCAUCGCCCUCGUCGCCCUCGCCAUCUUCAUCGUCAUCCUCGCCGCCAAUGGCACCAUUGCUGCCAUGAAGAGCUUCAUGAACGAGCAGGAGCAUCAGCCCUUCUAUGGCCCCACUUAGCCCUCACAAGUGCAGUGACACCUCCCUGGAGCACCCUGGAGCCUGCUGGGAUCCUGUCCUCCUUCCCUCACUGCUCACAGCCCCUGUGGAGCCUUUCUUUGCCUCCCUGGAAGUGCAUGGAUGCACUCUGGGAGCUGAGCUCCCAAAAACUGCCUAUAGCAAAGGGGCAGAGCUUGUUUUCCUGCUUGCUGCUUCGCCCUGAUUUACAGCCCCAAGUGCCCCAGAGGAAAAAUGCUUCCUUCCAAAAACCUGGUUCAAAUAAAGGUUUCUUUCACUUUU
Messenger RNA from Pezoporus flaviventris, 734 nucleotides. RefSeq names its product dispanin subfamily A member 2b-like. The record is from RefSeq and is a predicted model, not a curated record. Gene Ontology annotation, cellular component: plasma membrane. Bases 51 to 455 code for a protein of 134 amino acids. The transcript is spliced from 2 exons. Gene Ontology annotation, biological process: response to type II interferon; type I interferon-mediated signaling pathway; response to interferon-beta. Lineage: Eukaryota; Metazoa; Chordata; Aves; Psittaciformes; Psittacidae.